Mangifera indica (mango) is the source of this 3042-nucleotide messenger RNA. RefSeq names its product probable LRR receptor-like serine/threonine-protein kinase At1g56140. The transcript is spliced from 23 exons. Gene Ontology annotation, molecular function: protein binding. The record is from RefSeq and is a predicted model, not a curated record. Lineage: Eukaryota; Viridiplantae; Streptophyta; Magnoliopsida; Sapindales; Anacardiaceae. Bases 83 to 2806 code for a protein of 907 amino acids.
UUUACGACUCCUACCAACAACUUCAUCCACUUUACGCCAAUUCACUUCGUAGCUAAUAACAUUAUUUUGAUCCUUCUUUGAUAUGCCAAUGGAACUUCAACUAGGACUUGCCCUCCCAACCUACAAUCCAACCAAAUCCAAGGACAUCGACCACAACAAAUUGGACUUCCACCAGCCUAAACAUGUUGGCAAAAGCAAUAAACGUAGCUUUGAAGAGGCCUUUGGUGAUAUCAGAGAUGGUGAUCUGCAGUCAGGAAUGAUGUCUUUACUUGUAUGGAGUGGUCAGCCUAACGAGGAAGAUGAUCAGAAGGGACAGAAGAACAUAACUUCUUCUCCCAUCAACCAGAAUGAACAAAUGGAAAAAGUGGUUGUUGGGUGGCCACCCAUCCAGUCGUGGAGGAGGAAAUUGCUUCACCGGCAGCAGCAACAGGCCCGUCAAGUUAUUAGAGUCAUGAAUCACAAUCGGAUGGCUGAUAUUAAUAAUGAGAAAGAAAAUGGUGCAUCAUCAAAUUCAAUGUUUGUGAAGGUAGAGAUGGAAGGUGCAGCGAUAGCAAGGAAAAUUGAUCUUAAACGUUAUCACUCUUUUUAUACUCUGAAACACUCCUUGAUUGCCAUGUUUUCUAAAUACGAAAAAUGUAACAAACCUGGUGUAAGAUAUAGACUGACCUACCAAGACAAAGAAGGAGAUUGGCUGCUUGCAGGAGGUGUUCCCUGGCAGACCUUCAUUAAGUCAGUACAGCGGCUGAAGAUAGUAAAGAGAGGAGAUUGCCUGCAUAUAUUUCUACCCGGCCAAGCUCGACCCUCACUCUCUGUGUCUGUGUUUUUGUUUUGCUGCAUGUGCAAAAUGGGAUUCUUGAGCUUUUCUUUGCUUGUUGUAUGGAUGUUUCAGCUUGUUUCUGCACAAACAAUCACUGAUCCUGCUGAAGUGGCUGCCCUCAACAGGAUGAUAGAUUACUGGAACUUAAGAACCAAACUGAAUCUGACAGUUGACCCAUGUACAGAAAAUGCUCCAUGGGCAUCAGAGGAUGCUAAUCCACGUGUUAGAUGUGACUGCACAGCCAAUCCCUGUCAUGUCACCCACCUAAAGAUUUAUGCUUUGGACAUUUUUGGAGAGAUACCAAGUGACCUGUUCCUACUAAGGAAGUUAAUGGACCUGAAUCUUGGUCAAAAUGUGUUGAAUGGACCCAUCCCUGCUGAAAUUGGAGAGUUAUCAGAAAUGCAGUACCUUAGCUUGGGCAUAAACAACCUCACAGGUCAAGUGCCCCCAGAAAUUGGCAAUCUCACCAAACUGAUUAGCCUAAGUUUUAGUUCAAAUAAUUUCUUUGGUCCAUUGCCCAAGGAGCUCGGAAAUUUGACGUCCUUACAGCAAUUGUACAUUGACAGCAGUGGAGUGAGUGGACCAAUCCCAGAAGAAUUUGCUAAUUUGAAGUCCCUACAAAUCCUAUGGGCAUCAGAUAAUCUGUUCACUGGAAAGCUUCCAGAAUUUUUUGGGACUUUUACAGAACUCAUAGACCUGCGACUUCUAGGAACAUUACUUGAAGGUCCAAUUCCAAGCAGCUUUUCUGCUCUCACAAAACUGACUGACCUGAGAAUUGGUGAUCUCAAUGGUGAAGAUUCUACUCUUGACUUUCUAGAAAAUCAAAACAGUUUGUCUAUCCUCUCUUUGAGAAAUUGUCGAGUUUCAGGUCAAAUUCCUGAACGACUUGCCAAAUUUGCUAACUUGAUGCUACUGGACCUGAGCUUCAAUAAGUUACAGGGUCAAAUACCCAACUCAUUUCAAGAUUUUGCUUCUUUAGAGUACAUGUAUCUUGGAAACAACUACUUGAGUGGAGAGCUACCGGAGAAAAUCAUAAGUUCAAAGCUCAUUGCAUUAGAUGUCUCAUACAAUCCCCUUUCCGGAAAUUUGCAACGUUAUUCUGGCAAAGUAGGAUUAUCAGUGAAUGUUGUGGGAACUUCUGUCAAUGCAAAAAGUUUGCAAGAUGGGAAAGCUUUUCGGUUGUUGCAGUGCCUCAAUGGCGAUACCAAGUGCAGCAACAAAGUUUCUUCAUCUUCAUUUUCAGUCAAGUCUGGAGGCAGAGAACUAACAUCAACAUCUGGCAUUGAAUUUGAUAAUGAUUCUGAGAAGCUGGAAGCUGCAUCAUUUUACACAAGCUCUGAUUACAACUGGGCAGUAAGCAACACUGGGAACUUCAUCUCAAACCCAAAUGGACCCCAAUAUAUAGCAACAACAGAGUCUCAAAUCACAGCAACUUUAGAUUCUGAGCUGUAUAAGACAGCAAGGAUAUCGCCAAGCUCACUGAGAUACUAUGGCCUUGGUUUGAAGAAUGGGAAAUACAGUGUUGACCUUCAUUUUGCAGAAAUAGUGAUGGAAGAUUUGAAGUCUUGGAAAGGUCUAGGACGACGCUUAUUUGAUGUUUACAUUCAGGGAGAGAGAGUUCUCCAAGACUUCAACAUUCAAAAGGAAGCAGGGGGAUCCAAGAGAGCCUUGAUAAAAACAUUCGAGACAAAUGUGACUAACACAAUCAUGGAAAUCCAUUUCUUCUGGGCAGGGAAAGGGACUUGUUGCAUUCCAUUUCAAGGCACAUAUGGACCUUUGGUAUCAGGAAUCCAUGUUUCACAAGUCUCUACUGGUGUUGGAGAUUCGGAAAGUGGCAAACAACAGACAGGAAGACUAGCUGGAAUAGUAGUCGGAUGCGUAGGCGGGGUCAUGAUAAUCUCUUCCAUUUUCUACCUGUGGUGGACAAAGGAGUCUUCAGGACACAAGAAAGUUUUCAGAGACUCACCAAAGCAUAAUUUGGUGAGUUGAAGAAGCCAAAAUUUGAUGCUGUAACAAAUAAUCCCAUUCACCCAAUAAUAUGAAAUGCUUGGAAUCCCUCAUCCUUGAUCCAUGUAAGUUGUAUAAUAAUCUAUCAAGUUGGACAGUGGUCCUGGUGAGAUUGUUGUCUGUUUUCUUGUAUUUUCUAUUGUGUGUUGUGCCAGUAAACAUGGAAUCAUCUAUGCUUUUUUUUUUUACCAUAUUGAAUCAUGAACAAAGUUUUUUUA